AUGACGCUGUUGCAUUGGAUUGUGGUGGCCGCGGUCGCUUGGUUUGCCAAAUCCAUCAUAGAAGCAUUUGCACAGAGUGAGCAGGAAGAGCGAGAUGCGCUGACCUUGGAGCACGUGAAGAGGAUGAUUGCACACCGUCACACGAGGGCCGCGAUAAAGGAAGAAGAGCUGCAACAUCUCAUUGACAUUGCUCGCACUGGUGAGGUGGCCACGUCGCUUUCGUCGCUUGAAUCAGCGUUCAUGGCGCUCUUUGCCGUAACGGCGAUCGUGGGCCUCGUGAUGGGCGUCUACCCCGCAUUUGUGCUUGGUCUCUCACUUCUUGUGCACUCCGUCAUGUGCAUGCUGUGCAGCAAUGCGUCACUCGACAGGUGGACCUUCUGCGGUGUUCGCUUGGCCCUUGCGGCGGCGGCCCUUUUUGCACUCUACGCUCAGUUGCGUGUGUGA
Messenger RNA from Trypanosoma conorhini, 444 nucleotides. RefSeq lists its product as uncharacterized. Bases 1 to 444 code for a protein of 147 amino acids. The record is from RefSeq and is a predicted model, not a curated record. Lineage: Eukaryota; Euglenozoa; Kinetoplastea; Trypanosomatida; Trypanosomatidae. The transcript has a single exon.